CCCACCAUUUUCUUGAACAUUUCACGGAACAUCAUCGAAGUGGAUCGUUUAUAGAAAUUGUGUUAUGCGUGAAUGGUGUAACGACUACAAUCGACAGUGACCAAUGCAAGUUCGCCCGGUAAAGUUGCUCUUUUGUUACAGUCAGAAACGGUUCAAACUUGCGUAACUAUCAGUCUAUGAUUUAUCCAGAAUUUUUGCACUCGAUCAUGUGGAUUUGCACUCCACGUAUACAACGCGAUACGCGAACUAAUUAGUCGACAUAUGUUCGCUAAAUCACUGCCGAAGAAUCGUUGAAAGUUUAUAGCAUAAUCAGAUAGCCCUGCCUGUUUCAAUCCCAUCCUUGAAUUCCUGCAUCCUUUAGGCGGCAAAUUUCAUCCCAAGAACCGAAACGAAUUUGAAAUCUUGUUAAAAAAUGGCAGGAAAAAAGAAAGGGAAAGGAAAGAAGAGGAAGCGCGUUAACGAAUUAGAACUUCGUCGAGAGUUGAGGAAGCGGGGACGCGACGGUUCUGAUUGGGACGAAGAGGAAAUGCCUCAAGAGAAGGUGGAUCUUUCGCAAUAUGCCGAGCAGAUUAGAAUUGGCGGCAUCGAGGGCGGCGGAACGUAUUCCACGCUUAUCAUCAUCGAUGGCAAAGGAGUACCAUUGACGGAGGUCAAAGGACCAAACACCAAUCACUGGAUCCUUGGAAUGGAAGAGACCGCCGCCAGGAUCAAUGCAAUGGUGGAGAAAGGAAAACAAGCUUUGGAAAUACCUGAAACAGUUCCCUUAAAUUGUUUGGGUCUUAGUCUAAGCGGAUGCGAGGAGGAGAACACGAACCGUUUGCUCAUAGAAACCAUGAAAAAAACGUACCCAAACGCUGCUACAGCUUAUCAAAUCAGUUCAGAUACUUUAGGUAGCCUUAGGACUGGUUUACCAGAUGGUGGAAUUGUUCUAAUCGCUGGGACAGGUAGCAACGCUUUAAUGACUACUCCUGAUGGUAAAACUGUUGGAUGCGGUGGAUGGGGACAUAUGAUGGGAGAUGAAGGCAGCGCUUAUUGGAUCGCCCAUCGCGCGUGUAAGUACGUGUUCGAUGAUGUCGAUGGUCUGAAUCCAGCCCCAAAACCUGUCAGCUACGUGUGGCCUGCGAUGAGGGGCUAUUUUAAUGCACCACUGAUGAAGGAUAUGUUGCCGCACAUAUAUACAGAUUUCGAUAAAAGCAUGUUCGCCAACUUUACCAAAGAGCUUGUGAUCGGCUGUGAAAAAGGAGAUCCUCUUUGUUUGUAUAUUUUCCAAGAAAAUGGGAAGUUUCUUGCGAAACACAUUGUGGCUCUUUCAAGAAAAGCUCAUCCUGAUCUUAAGUUAGAUAAAGGAGGACUGAAAGUUGUCUGCGUAGGAUCGGUUUGGAAGUCGUGGGAAUUCAUGAAGAACGGCUUUGUGGACGAAAUUCACGAGUCAGGUACAGUGGAUGAAUUGAGUUUACUUCGUUUAACAGCAUCGGCAGCGUUAGGCGCUUGUUACCUUGCUGCGGAAAAAAUCGACUGGCUAUUCACGAAAUCGUAUGAGAAAAACAUUGAAACGUUCUACCAUUAUAAACGAUUAAAUUAUGUGAAGUCAGUGGAAGCUCUGCCAGAAACGGAAAUGGAAUUCAUCCCUUGUGGUGGUAUAAGUAUGAAAGAAAAUUUAUAAAAAA
This is a messenger RNA of Osmia lignaria (orchard mason bee), 1667 nucleotides long. RefSeq names its product N-acetylglucosamine kinase (gene Nagk). Gene Ontology annotation, molecular function: N-acetylglucosamine kinase activity. Lineage: Eukaryota; Metazoa; Arthropoda; Insecta; Hymenoptera; Megachilidae. The record is from RefSeq and is a predicted model, not a curated record.